AACAUGGCGUCGUAGGGAUGCUGUAUUGUUGUUUUACAUGUACCUAGCUAUGUGACAAGUGGAUUCCUCUCGAUUUAUUACAACUAAAAAACGAACUACACCAAAUUGUCAGUCUCGAUUCUGCGGGUAUGAGAGGUCUAGGAAGACUAUGCUGAGAUCCACCGGUUUCUUCCGUGGAAUUGACUGCCCGUUUUACACGGAUAGCUGCAAUGGGAAAAGCGGCACAUAUGGGUGCAACAGACCAUACUGCCACUUCAGACACAGCAAACAUAGACGUGCGUCUUAUGGCUCAAAUGACACUAGAACAUCAAAAGAACUUUACUCCAAACAAAAGGAGCAAGGUGGCUAUGACCCAUUCAACCCAGAGGUAGUAAGACCAGAGGAGCAACAGAAUGGGGAGCCUGCUGCUGCAACAGUGGACAUGGGUGCCCUCGAGCUUGAGUUGGUCAAUCGUGCCAUCGAGGCGGUACGCAGUGAGGUGGAGCGGGAAAAGAAGAAGCUCUCACAAAUCGGGGACCUGGAAUAUGACCCUUCUGCCAGUUCUCCUAAAGUGUUGCUGAAACCACUCUCACAAACUGGAGACCAGAAAUAUGACCCUACUGCCAGUUCCCCCAAGCUGGUGCCAAAACCACCAUCACGAUCUGGGGACCAGGAAUAUGAUCCUACUGCCAGUUCCCACAAAGUGAUGGCUAACUGGCCAAAACCACAGGCCGUGGCAUCCCACUUGGCGUAUGACCCAGGCAGUUAUCAGAUGACUACAACAGCUGAUUAUAAUCCCACCCCUCGCUCCAGUAAGUACACCUUGGACUCUGACAGCAAGGACAACCAUGCCAGCUCCAUGGAAUAUGUGCCCACCUCGGUUACCAAAACAGCUCUGAAAAAGCCUGCUCCUCGAACACGAUCUCCUCAUCUACCCUCUCCCUCUACUAGUCCUAAGUACUCCAAUAAUGCGGCCUUCUCCAAGAACAAGUACACAGUGGAUAAUUCUAAACCAUCCACAGACAUGGAAUAUGACCCUCUCUCCAACUAUUCAGCUAAAAUUGCUGUCAAGGAUAAGAAAGACCAGAGGACAGGUGCUUCUAAGGGAGAAGUGAAAAAAAGACCUCACCUGUCAGGGACAGGAAAGCUGUCAACGGAUGAGGAAUAUGUGCCAACUACUAAAAAGCCUCGACAGGUGAUACCAGACCCACUGAAGUACACUGCCAGUUUCUCUGAGUCUGAUGAGGAGAGCUCUGGGACAGAGUAUCGACCCACCUCUCUCAGCCGUCUGCAGAGGAGGAAGAGUAGCAGUGGGUCAGUGGAGGAAGCCUCUGGUCCAGGGAAAGGAGAGAGGACUGAAAGAGCUCUAGGUGGGCUGAAACAACAGAGGAGUCUGGAGGCUAAAGAGCAGGAAGACUCGGAGAACCAGGAAGUAGCAAGGCAAAAAGACAAACCAGAAACUGAAAAGGUGCCAGGUAAAACCAGCCACAUGAAGAGCAUCAAAGUAGAGAAGGUGCAUAAAUCUGAAAAGGAGUCCAGUAAAAAGAGUGGUAGUAGUAAAGAAAAAGGAGCAGGGGACAGUAAGAAAAUAAGUGAUUCAAAGACAUCAAGCCACGAAACUGCAAAGAAGGACAGCAAGAAUCAGGGAAAGAAAGAAGAGGAGAAAACCAAGAUAAAGGAUAAAUCCAUAGACAAAGGCAAGGAGGGACAGGAAGAAAAGAGAAGUGAUGGAAAGAGUAAGCUAAGGACAGACAAAGUAAAAGGGGCGUCAAGCAAGAGUGAGAGAGAAAAGGGGGGUGGGGAUAGUAAAAAACUGAAGACUUCAGACAAGGAAAAGGACUCUUCAAAGUUUAAAGAACACAAGAAUGGUAAACAUGACAGCAGUGGAAGAGAAAGGGGCUCCAAUAAAGUUAGCAAAGGGAGUUCUAACAGCAGUAAAGACAAGGUGAAGAAAAACAGCAGAAGCUUCUUGGAUGGCAAAACAGGAAAGGUGAAACAAAGAUCUCUGAGUCACGUGGAUCUGUUUGGGGAUGAGAGUGCAGAGGAGAAACGCGAGGAGGAUGACGACGAGGAGAAAAUUGUGAGGAAGUCAGCUGCUGCUUUCAAGAGGGGGCAUUUGAAUAAGAGGAAUGCCUCAGAGCUCACCCCCUCAUCCUCAGAGGAUGAUGACGUUGGUCCAGAGGAUGACAGAGGCUAUGAUGACAUGGAUGGUGGUGGGGUGGACUACUCCGGUCUACAGAUGGACAUGGACUUUGACCUGGAUGAAGACCCAAUGGAGGAGUGCUUACGGAUCUUCAAUGAAUCCAAGGAUGUGAAGACCGAGGACAAGGGAAGGCAAGCCAAGCCCUCUAAAGAUUCUGAUGAUGAGGAUGCCACAGACAGCAAUCAAACUACUCUCUUUCCUGGGCAGAAGAAGAGGGUUUCACAUUUCUCCGCCAAAGGAAGUACUGAGGCAACACCAAAGCCUCCGCCGUACAGGAGACUGACUGCCCAGGAGAUCUGUUACCAGCGCAUGCAGAUUGCCCAGCAGCAGGCCUCUCAGCUUGCAGCAGCCGUGAAGACUGCCUCUACACCCAGACCCAGGCCAAGCCUCAGCCCCUUCCCUGGGGAGAGGAAGAGAGUAGCCCACCGCCCCACCCCGUUACCAUCCUCCUCCAAGUCUGGUCUUGUCGAGGCAAAGCUAGCAGGCAGCAGAGUGUUGUCGCCCACCAGGACUCUCCCAGGUGGUGUCUCUGUGAAGGCCCAGACAUCAGCCGGCAUCUUGUCAAAGACCACCACCACUAUUGCACAGAAGAGGGUGGCACACACUCCCACAAUGAAGAGCUCUGCAAUGAAGCGCCCAGUGAUUCCCACUGAGUUUGGAGCCAAAGUGCCCACCAACGUCCGCCAGCGAUACCUCAACAACUUUAUAGAUGAGUGUAUGAAGUUUUGCCCCUCUGAAGACUUGGCCUUCCAAAUGGCCCUGGAGGAGGAGAAGGUGGUGUAUGACCGGAGCAGCAGUAAGAACAUCUACCUCAACGUGGCAGUCAACACACUGAAGAAGCUACGCAGCAAGAGCAGCUCCCCCACCUCACCCGUUGCCAGGAGCCCUGCAGUGGUGGGGAACAGGAAGGCCCAGUCCCAUGAGGAAGUGCUGGGGGGACGCCUCGCUGCCAAGACCAGCUUCACCAUCAACAGGACUGGCAAGCAACAGGAGGAGAAACUCAGUGGUGUCAGGCUGUACAGGAAGCUGAGGGACUAUCUGAUGACGGAGGAGCAGCUGCAGGAGCAUGGAUACCCCAGGCCACACCCUGAGCGCUCAGGUCGAGCCGUGGUCCACAACGUCCCGGAAAAGAAGAAUGUUGACCCUUUUGCCAAGGUGUGCUGUCGAUGUGGGGCCGAGUAUAAGAUCAACGCCAACGGCAACUGUGUUCGCAAGGAGGAGUGUAAUCAUCACUGGGGCCGUCUGCGCAGACAUAAAGAGAUGUUUCGAGCAAACAGACUUUUUGCGGAUAAAAGGCUGUGCGUGACGACGUAGUGCACAUAAAAAUACACUAUAUAUACAAAAGUAAGUGGACUCCCCUUCAAAUGAGUGGAUUUGACUAUUUCAGCCACACCCGUUGCUGACAGGUGUGCACAAAGCGAGGUCAAUACAGAAAUGGUUUGUCGAUCGUUGUGGAAGAACUUGACUGGCCUGCACAGAGACAUGGGAUGAAUUGGAACACCGACUGUGAGCCAGGCCUAAUCACCCAACAUCAGUGCCUGACCUCACUAAUGCUCUUGUGGCUGAAUGGAAGAAAGUUCCCACAGCAAUGUUCCAACAUCUAGUGGAAAACAGCAGAGGGGGGACCAACUCCAUAUUAAUGCCCAUGAUUUUAGAAUGAGAUGUUCGACGAGCACUUGUCCACAUACUUUUGGUAAUGUAGUGUAACUUUUCCCGUUAAAUUCCCAUAUACCAAAUGAAAGUUAAAUGGGUUUUCAUCGCAUUUUCAACUUUACUGAUGGUCUUGUCAAAAAAUAAACUUGUUGCAUUAUAUAGCAAAUGUACCCACUCAGAUAGUGCGGGUAGACUACCUACAUUAUGAGAUUAUUAUGGAUGAGAGAGAUAUUUUAUUUUAUUUUACCUUUAUUUUACUAGGCAAGUCAGUUAAGAACAAAUUCUUAUUUUCAAUGACGGCCUAGGAACAGUGGGUUAACUGCCUGUUCAGGGGCAGAACGACAGAUUCGUACCUUGUCAGCUCUUGCAACCUUUCAGUUACCAACACUCUAAACACUAGGCUACACUGCCGCCCCAUAUUAUUUGUCAAACGGCAGCCAAGCAUCGAUGAUCAUGUCACCAGAAUAAGACCCUUGAUAUUUAUUGUAACUAAGCAUCAAGCUCAUCACCGUGCACUUUCACCACCCUGUGAAGUUCAUCAUAACUGAUUUCAUCUGUAAUAAACUGCAUGCUUUCCCGAUGAGUCAUAGUGGGAGGACCACACAACAUGUCAUAGUGUGACUUUGAUAUGAUGGUUAUUAUUUCAGUAUUUGCGAAUAAAGGCGUUUCCACCUCACAGUUAAUUUUACAGACCCAAAAAGAACCCACCAUAUCGAAUGAACAAAUUGUGGUAAUUUAUACAUUUUUUAUGACAUUUCAUGUUUCCAUCAGCACGAUUGUAACUUUUUUUUAAUGCGUCAGGUAAUUCAUCCGCAUGAAAUAGUUGGGUGGAAAUGUGGUUAGUGGCAAUUUGGGGGUUUUGGCUCUGUACUUCAGCACUUUGAAAUGAUACAAUGACUGGGGUUAAAGUGCAGCUUUAAUUUGAGGGUAUUGUCAUCCAUAUCGGGUGAACUGUUGAACUGUUUAGAAAUUACAGCACUUUUUGUGCAUAGUCUUCCCAUUUCAGGGGACCAAAAGUAUUGGGACAAAUUCACUAAUGUGUAAUAAAGUGGUCACAAGUUUAGUAUUUGGUCCCAUAUUCCUAGCUUGUGACUUGUUUUGGUUGUGUUUCAGAUUAUUUUGUGCCCAAUAGAAAUGAAUGGUAAAUAAUGUAUUGUGUCAUCUUGGAGUCACUUUUAUUGUAAAUAAGAAUAGAAUAGGUUUCUAAACACUUCUAGAUUCAUAUGGAUGCUACCAUGAUGACAGAUAAUCCUGAAUGAAUAAUGAUGAGUGAGAAAGUUAGACGCACAAAUAUCAUAUCCCCCCCAAAAAUGCUAACCUCCCCUGUUUAUUGUAUUAUAUUCUUAUUUACAAUAAAAGUGACACCAAAAUGACACAUUAUUUAACAUUCAUUUCUUUUGGGCACAAAUAUAUCUGUAACACAACCAAAACAAACUUAAAUGGGGGGACUAUGUACAAAAAGUGCGGUUCACCUGAUAUGGAUAAAAAAAUACCCUCAAAUUAAAGCUGACAUUCUGCGCUAACAUCAUAGUUAUUGUAUCAUUUCAAAUCCAAAGUGCUGGAGUACAGAGCCAGAACAACUUAAAUGGUGUCACUAUCCGAAUACUUUUGGAGCUUACUGUAUUUGUCUAUGAACUUUUGCAGUGAUUGAAUUUGUGCAUGUUGUAAAAUGAAUGUUAGGAUUUGAAUGUAGUGUCAUUUUGAGUUGGGACUAGCAAGAGCUUCUGUGUGUCUGU
This is a messenger RNA of Oncorhynchus masou masou (cherry salmon), 5571 nucleotides long. RefSeq names its product RNA exonuclease 1 homolog. Gene Ontology annotation, cellular component: nucleus. The record is from RefSeq and is a predicted model, not a curated record. Gene Ontology annotation, molecular function: nucleic acid binding; exonuclease activity. The transcript has 11 exons. The coding region runs from base 149 to 3496 and encodes 1115 amino acids. Lineage: Eukaryota; Metazoa; Chordata; Actinopteri; Salmoniformes; Salmonidae.